UAGCCGCGGGGAGGUGGCGCAGUGCGUGUCGGGAAGGCGGCGGAGGGCGCCAUGGUGGGUGGCGAGGCUGCCGCAGCGGUGGAGGAGCUGAUUUCGGGGGUGCGGCAGGCGACUGACUUUGCCGAGCAGUUCCGCUCCUACUCGGAGAGCGAGAAGCAAUGGAGGGCCCGCAUGGAAUUCAUCCUGCGCCACCUGCCCGACUACCGCGACCCGCCCGACGGCGGCGGCCGCCUGGACCAGCUGCUGUCCCUCUCCAUGGUCUGGGCCAACCACCUCUUCCUGGGUUGCAGUUACAACAAAGACCUUUUAGAGAAGGUGAUGGAAAUGGCUAAUGGGAUUGAAGUGGAAGACCUGCCACAGUUUACUACCAGAAGUGAAUUAAUGAAAAAGCAUCAAAGCUAAGGCAGAAGAUUCAUCAUAUUUUCAUCAUCAACUACAGGCUCAAAAGGAGGCUGGGACAAAUGUGACAUUGACUGCAGCAGCUGUUAAGACUCCUGGUAUCACCAAAAUGUAGGAAAGAGGCAGCUGGAAUGAAAGUGUCAAUUUAAAAGUUCUUAUUCUUCAAGUAGCUAGCUAUCAUUGUAAAAGAAUGCAUGGAUAUUUACAUAUUUAUAAACUAUAUCCUCUUUUUUAUUUUGUUUUUGAAUAUCAGUUGAACUUUUUGUUAAAAAUGCAUAUUUUUUUAUGUUGAUGUAAUGGCAGGUGGAUUUUACUAUUUUGGAUUUCUCAACAAUGUACCUUUAAAUGUGA
This is a messenger RNA of Pteropus alecto (black flying fox), 750 nucleotides long. RefSeq names its product CDKN2A interacting protein N-terminal like (gene XTBD1). The record is from RefSeq and is a predicted model, not a curated record. The coding region runs from base 52 to 402 and encodes 116 amino acids. The transcript has 3 exons. NCBI's taxonomy places the organism in Eukaryota, Metazoa, Chordata, Mammalia, Chiroptera, Pteropodidae.